Molecule: messenger RNA, 342 nt
Organism: Lottia gigantea (owl limpet)
Lineage: Eukaryota; Metazoa; Mollusca; Gastropoda; Lottiidae
Exons: 1
Biological process (GO): immune response; toll-like receptor signaling pathway
Cellular component (GO): membrane
Molecular function (GO): transmembrane signaling receptor activity
Source: RefSeq, a predicted model, not a curated record
UUUGUGUCGUACUCCGCUGAGGACGAUUGGGUCUUGGAUGAUUUGGUACCACAGUUAGAGGGAAAUGAAGGCAUUAAACUCUGUAUACAUGAAAGAGAUUUCCAGGCUGGUAGAUUGAUUAUAGAUAAUAUUGUAGAAUCGAUUGAAAAUAGUCGUCGUGUUUUAAUUAUAUUAAGUAAUAAUUUUGCUCGAAGUGAAUGGUGUCAAUUUGAAAUGACUUUAGCUCAAAAACACGUUUUGAAUCGAGCUAUGGAACCUUUGAGUGUAGUUUUAUUAGAAGAUAUAGACAGUGAAAAUAUGAGCAAUUCACUUAAUGCUUUAUUAAAGACAACUACUUAUAUA